AGCGGAAGGGGACGAGAGACUUUGCUCCUGCCAUGCCUUGCCCAGAAGGGGUGCCGUUGUGGCCCCACGGACCCCUCUUCGGGGCUAGGAAAGACCCUCCCCCAGCAGAGCUCAGGUGGGGGGCGGCGGAUUUUCCGCCAGUUUCACGCCGCGCUGGCCUUUCCCUUUCGGGUUCCGGCAAGCGAAGUAGAAACUACUUCAGGCCCUCCCCGCGAGUGCGUCACCGCCCCUAGGGCGGCUGCUCAGGCACUCGGAGCUACCUGCUCUUCCGCCUGUCGCCGAGCGGUCAGCUGGAGCCCCGCGCUGCCGAUGCGCUAGUCGCUGCCUGGAGCCCUGCCUCCCGCGGGGGCGCAUAGUGGCAGGUGAAGUUUAGAAAACCGGAUAGUAAUGGAGUAUAUGAGCACUGAUAGUGACAAGGAGAUUGACUUGUUGCUAACGCACUUAAAUAUGUCUGAUGUGAUAGACAUUAUGGAGAACUUUUACCCAAAUGGAGAGCUGGCAGUUUAUGAAGACAGUCUGAUUACUAUGCACCAAGAAACAAAUCAAAAUGGGGGAUGUAAAGAAUCCUUAUUAUUCCGUGGAAGAGAGGUUUCUUUGCUGUCAUGUGUCAGGUACGGGACUGAGGAAGACUUGCUCGCUUUUGCAAAUCAGGUGUCCAACACUGCAAAGCAAAUUAAUGGACAGAGACAACAGGAAUCUGGAAUCCUAUUAAACAUGAUCACUCCGAAAAACGGACGCUAUCAAAUUGACUCCGAUGUGCUUUUGUUUCCAUGGAAGCUGACUUACAGGAAUAUUGGCUCUGAUUUUAUUCCUCGUGGAGCUUUUGGGAAAGUUUACUUGGCACAAGACAGAGAGACAAAAAAGCGAAUGGCAUGCAAGCUGGUUCCAGUGGAACAGUUCAAACCAUCAGAUGUUGAAAUCCAGGUCCGCUUCCGCCAUGAGAACAUUGCAGAGUUAUAUGGUGCUAUUCUGUGGGAUGAGACUAUCCAUCUCUUUAUGGAAGCAGGAGAGGGAGGAUCUGUCAUGGAAAAGUUGGAGAGCUGUGGGCCUAUGAGAGAAUUCGAGAUCAUUUGGGUGACAAAGCAUAUCCUCAAAGGACUUGAUUUCCUUCACUCAAAAGGAGUCAUCCAUCAUGAUAUAAAACCCAGCAACAUUGUUUUCAUGUCAACUAAGGCCGUUUUGGUGGAUUUUGGUCUAAGCGUUCAAAUGACAGACGACACCUACUACCCCAAAGACCUCCGAGGAACAGAGAUUUACAUGAGCCCCGAAGUGAUACUCUGCAGAGGCCACACAACGAAAGCGGACAUCUACAGCAUGGGGGCUACCAUCAUUCACAUGCAGACUGGCAGCCCACCGUGGGUGAAUCGAUACCCUCGCACCUCAUAUCCAUCAUACCUCUAUAUAAUACACAAGCAAGCGCCCCCGUUAGAGGACAUUGCAGAGGAUUGCAGCACCAGCAUGAGAGAGCUGCUGGAAGCCGCUCUGGAAAGGAACCCUUAUCACAGACUCUCUGCUGCAGACUUACUAAAACAUGAGGCCUUGCAUCCUCCACCAGAGGACCAGCCACGAUGCCAAAGUCUGGACUCAGCCCUGUUUGAAAGGAAAAGGCUGCUGACAAGAAAGGAGCUGGAGUUGCCAGAAAACAUUGCAGAUUCAUCUUCAUGUACAGGGAGUUUGGAGGAAUCGGAGCUGUUAAAAAGGCAAAGGUCACUGUACAUAGACCUUGGUGCUUUAGCUGGCUACUUUAACAUUGUUAGGGGACCACCAACAUUAGAAUACGACUGACUCUAGUGAUUUCUUGUGUCUGCUGGUCAGAGUUGGAAAUCUGUCUCUUCAAGCUAAUUUUGUCUAUAAAAUAGUGCCUUUUUGAGCUGUAAAAUGUGAACUGCUUUUAACUGUACAGAUGAUUAAGCUAACCAAUUUGUGGACUCUGGUAAAUGUAUCCCAAGCAAGCAAUAACAUGUUCCCUGACAGCAAACCAACAAUAUGAAGGAGAAAAGAACACCUUAUUGGGAAUAUUGUUAUCUGGAGACUUUCCCUGCACUGUGAGGUUUUUUUUGGUAUGUGCACUUUACAUGCUGUGGGCUAUUUACAUUUUAUAUAAGUAGAAAAAUCCUUUCAUUUAAAAAAAUUGAAUAUUUUGGGGAAGAUCCUCCAGUGUGACUGAGCUGCACUCGCUGUAAGUCUGGCUGGGGAGACUUUGGGCCAUCUUUGGCAAUCCUAUCCAAUCUUCAACUGGCUCAGCUUUCAGCCAGUCUCUCAGGGCAGACUAGGGCAGCCUUCAGAUUGAUGUGAACCAUGCCAGCCACCAGUGGGCCUUGGAGCUAUGCAUCACUGGGGCACGGGGAUGUACUGGUCACUCUGUGUUUGUCCUUACCACACCACAAAAAAGGUGGGGGGUAUGUAGGAGUUUCUGAGGUGGUUCCACAGCACAUGGAGGUUCUCUGAAAAGGGAGAAUCCUCCACAGGCUUUAGGCCAGCUUUGUGCUAUGAGAGCAAUGCAACCUCCCCUCACAAGCCAAGCAUCCUGGCCCUGAACCUACAUGUGAUUCUGAACGUUCUGUACAUUAGAGCCAAUGCAAGUAUAUCUAGGGCAGUGAUGAGUUUGCUGCCAGUAAUGUUGAGAGAAUUCCUGAUUGUUGUAUUAAUCACUAAUAAGCUGAACAGAAUGCUUUAAAACUGUACAUGUUGAACUGACUUAAUAACUAUGUAUGGGAAAGCAUGUCAAUAGUGACAAGCUGUGUUUACGUUCCUAUGGAAACAAUUUAUCUUGUUCUCGCUAUGCCUAAUGUAUCUAAAACAUGUUGUUUUGGAUGAAAGUAAAACUGUGUAAACUACAUAGUUCUGUACAUCCCAUGGGAUGAGAAUGUAAACUUUUAUAAAACUCUUCAAUGCUUAGGAUCAUAUCUCUGUUAAGCAUUUGUUAAAGAUGGCAUACUAUGUAUGUUGUGUAGCAAAUCCCUUGUGAAGCAAGGCCUCAUUUUUAGAUGUAAAUUAUUUGAUGGCGCCUAUCCAAGAGAUUAUUUUCACUUUGAUACCAGUAUGAUUGGAUGAAUAAAUCCGAUG
Molecule: messenger RNA, 3066 nt
Organism: Gopherus evgoodei (Goodes thornscrub tortoise)
Lineage: Eukaryota; Metazoa; Chordata; Testudines; Testudinidae
Gene: MAP3K8
Product: mitogen-activated protein kinase kinase kinase 8
Exons: 8
Coding region: 388-1785 (465 amino acids)
Biological process (GO): protein phosphorylation
Molecular function (GO): protein kinase activity; ATP binding
Source: RefSeq, a predicted model, not a curated record